Molecule: messenger RNA, 798 nt
Organism: Acanthosepion pharaonis
Lineage: Eukaryota; Metazoa; Mollusca; Cephalopoda; Sepiida; Sepiidae
Source: the annotation of a GenBank genome assembly
AUGUAUGCCAAAGGGAAAGGCUCCACAGUGCCGUCUGACGCUCAGGCAAGAGAAAAAUUAGCAUUAUAUGUGUAUGAAUAUUUGUUACACGUCGGAGCCCAGAAAAGUGCACAGACGUUUUUAUCAGAGGGUUUUGUAAAUUCAGGUGUAAAUGGUAUCGCAUAUAAUGCAGCAGCGCCAAGUCCACUGGGUCAAAUGCCACCUCAAGAUGGGAUGCCAGGAGGUCCGAUGCCAGGUUUCUUUACUCCGCCAGCAUCACAGCCGUCCCCCCACCCGCAGCCUCACACUCCCAUGAUGGGACAGAACCAAAAAAAGUUGGUCCCUCCUCUGUCUUUUUCUUCCUCUCACACAUUUACACACUUUCAUAUAAAUUAUUCGUCAGCAUCACCAGGAAGUUAUAAUUUUCCACCAAUGGGAGGACCAGACGGAGGGAUGCCUAUGGGACCUGACAUGCCUGCAGUGAUGAACGGAGAGAUGGAUGGUAUGAAGAGUUCACCACCAAAUGGUCCAGGCACACCUCGAGAAAAUUUACCCCCUGAUAGUACUGGUGAAAUUGGAGGAUACAGUCUUGGCUAUCAGGAAAACAUUUUGAUUGAGGGCAAAUUGAUUUUAUCCUUGAAAGUAUUAUUUUUCUGUACUUCUUUCUUUCUCCUUUUCUUGCUCAUUGUACUCCUUUCCCAAAUUUUCUCAUGGAUGAUGAUGAUGAUUGGAAAUCUAUCUCUUUUUUUUUUUCUUUUUUUUUCCUCUCUUUUUCUCUCUCUCUCUCUCUUUCUCUGUCUGUCUGUCUGUCUUAGAUGA